CAUCAGUUAACAGAAGAUGGAAAGAGCCUCUUCACUAUCACCCAUUGCCAAGAGGUUACUCGGUAAAAUGGCUCUGAUAACCGGUGGAGCCAGUGGCAUCGGUGCGAGCACGGCGAGCCUGUUUGCCAAACAAGGCGCCAAAGUCGUGAUUGCUGAUGUUCAAGAUGAGCUCAGCCAGUCUUUGUGCAGGGAUAUCGGAUCCAAUCAGAACCGGACUGUUUCUUACGUCCACUGCGACGUCGCGAGUGAGGCAGAUGUUCAGAAUGCAGUGGAUAGUGCGGUGAAGAAUCAUGGUAAGCUCGAUGUGAUGUUCAGCAAUGCAGGGACUGGAGGCAAUUUUGAUCCCAGAAUCUUGACCAUCAACUACGAGAACUUCAGGAGAGUUUUCGAUGUCAACGUGUAUGGCGCGUUCCUGGCCGCUAAACAUGCUGCUAGGGUCAUGACCCCGGCCAGAAGAGGGAGCAUCCUGUUCACGUCGAGUAUUGCUUCCGUGACCUAUGGUGAUGUUUCUCACACAUACUUGGCAUCGAAGCACGCUGUUGUCGGGCUGACAAAGAAUCUAGGGGUUGAGCUGGGCCAAUAUGGGAUCAGAGUUAACUGCAUAUCUCCUUUCGGUGUAGCCACGCCAAUGUUAAGGAAAGGAUUCGGCCGCAUGGAGGCUGAAAAGGUCGAGGAAAUAGUCUCGACAGCGGCCAAUCUGAAAGGAGUCGUGCUGAAGGCCAAAGACGUAGCGGAGGCGGCUCUAUACCUCGCAAGCGAUGAGUCCACGUACGUGAGCGGGAUGAACUUGGUGAUCGAUGGGGGCUACAGCACCACCAAUGUCUCCCUUGGACUGACCAUGAAGAAAUUCUUUCCAUGAUCACUUCUUAUAAUAUUGUUACCUAAGGUUGGAGAUGGCACUUCGUUCCUACGUUGUUAACUAAUGUAACUAAUAAAAACACCUAUUAUGGUAACCAAUAUGAAUUGGUUCACGUGAUUCAGUACUUGUUCUGCUUAAAUAAUGUUUCAAGUUCAA
Molecule: messenger RNA, 1015 nt
Organism: Punica granatum (pomegranate)
Lineage: Eukaryota; Viridiplantae; Streptophyta; Magnoliopsida; Myrtales; Lythraceae
Source: RefSeq, a predicted model, not a curated record